GGUGAAUCUGUAAGAAGAAACAAACAUGUGUUUACACCGUGUUACAUGUAGGAUUCUAACGUUUAUUAUAGCAUUAGCUGCCACGGUCAGUGUGUUCGGAGACUGUCCACCUGGCAAGUAUUUGGACACAGGUACAACUCGAUGUGAUGAUUGUGCGGAUAUCUGUGAACAUGCGGAUAUACAAGGAACUGGGAAGGACUGUCAACGAUUAUGUCCAGGAUAUGAGCAGGAUUGGCCAACGACCACUGCGGUGCCCGAGUGUUCUUCAGGCCAGUAUUAUGACAAGGCUAUAUCACAGAGUGACUACUGCAGUGUCAUAUGUGAUAACCACGCCAUUCAGGGGACAACAGCUCAGUGCAAGGAGAAAUGCCCCAAAUACUUUGAGCCGAAAGACAUCCAAGGCCAACAACUGUCAUCAGAAAACAUCGCAGUUAUAACUGUAUGUUGUCUACUUGGCCUGUGCCUCAUCUUGGUCAGUGUGUAUGGCCUCAUAGUGUGUUUCUGUGAACAUCGCCUUCCGUCCAGACUACAGAGGUGUCUCCCCUGCCUUGUAGGUGGCUACAAGAAACCAGUAGAGUGCACUGAGAGUCAUACCGACAGCCCUGGAUCGUCCUCAUUGACCUCCCUUAGUAGUUACGAAGGACCGACUCCAGGAAGCGUAACAAUUCAAAUGCCAGCUCCCGAGGUCGGCUUGACAGACCUCCAGUAUCAGCGUCAAUCAUCAGGAGAUGCAAGAUAUGCCUAACUCACCCUGACACUGUGUCCCACACACCCUUACGUCUGUAAUGUGAUAGCAAAGUCAAAGUCGUCCAGGCCAAGGCCAAACAGAUGAAGAAUGUAAGAGAAGCUGGAUAGCUUUACAAAGAUGUUACCUGCCAUUCGGCGAAGGAAGUUGAUCUCUGUGGAAGGAAGGAGAUGUUACUUAAUACAGGUCAAACUCAGUCUGCCGACGUGAGCCCACCUGCAUGAUACAUAGCACAAGAAGGAUCGUCUAUGUGAUACACAGUUACUUGCUCAUUCUACAGAUAGAUUUCACUUACAAAAAUACCCCUCAGAGAAGGAUGAUACCUCUGUGACACGUGGACCCAAGAACUGUAUUUCCAUCAGCUGAACUGUGUUAGUUGUAAAUAUUCAUUACAUAUCCAAAGUAAAUUGAGAAAAGGGCCCAGGCAUAAUACAGUAAACUACAGUUAUAACGAACACGGUUAUAACGAACUGACGGAUAUAACGAACUUACUUUUUUGGUCCCGACUAUUUGCUGUAGUUAUGUUGUAUAUAUGCUUAUAACGAACUACGGUUAUAACGAACUAAAAUUAGUAGUCCCUUUGAGUUCGUUAUAACCGUACUUUACUGUACAUAAAUUAAUAUCUGAUUUAAUUGCCUUAGAUAGGCAUUUAGGAGUUGGCAGUUUAUAAAGUUGAAAUUGAUGCAUCUUGUGUUUCUAUUAAUUAAAUAGAGUCAAUUUAAGAUCUCAGAUAUCAUACAAAAACUGCAGUCAUUUGUUGCAUUCAUGGCCUAUGGAAGGGUUCUAUGGUGCUACAUCAUGUGUCAAGGCAACUGGUGAAGCAUUUGGGGAGUGCCAUUAUUGCCUUUACCUUCUAUGGCCCAGUUAAUGUUUCCAAGUCGUACAGCAUUGUUGGUGAGAACAUAAACCUGCCGAGGGCAGUUAAAAGAACAUUUAAUGUGUGAAUCCGAUAUACUUGAGGAAUUACAUUGUUAUGUAUGUUUUUAAGUUAGGUCCUUGUUUGGUGGAAUAGUAUUGUCCAACCACAUGUUGUCUUUGUCAUUCUAUCAGCACAUGUAUGUGUAACUUUAUGUCAUUUGUGUUCAUUGUUAGGAGAAUGCAUGUUUUCAUGAGUAAACUAUGUAUAGUGUUCUUCAUGAUCGUUAUUCAUGAUAUGUCAUAUUAAGUUUCAUUUCGACUUCCCCAUAAUUCUGAAACAAAACAGUCAACCAAGUGACUACACUGCCUACACAUUUUGGUCACUGUCUCUGUAAUAACAUACACAUGUACAAUGUGAUAUACUUGUUUGUAAUGUGUUUAUGUAUUGCCAUGUACAUUAUAUUAAAUACUUGUAACUUUCCAUUCCAGUCACAUGUGUGUAAACAUUGAACAUUUACCUGUAAAUAGUGAGUAAGUGAGUGAGUGAGUACUUGUUGUGUUACGUCAAUGUCGGCAUAUUAUUCGAU
This is a messenger RNA of Haliotis rufescens (red abalone), 2190 nucleotides long. RefSeq lists its product as uncharacterized. Lineage: Eukaryota; Metazoa; Mollusca; Gastropoda; Lepetellida; Haliotidae. The record is from RefSeq and is a predicted model, not a curated record. Bases 26 to 745 code for a protein of 239 amino acids. The transcript is spliced from 4 exons.